UCUAGAUAUUUUUCCCAAUCGUUGCCGUGCCGGUCACGUGAUCGAGUUCUUCCGCCUUUACUUCCGCUCCAACAUGGCGCCUCCCACACCGCACUUAGCAGUUCGAGGUUCAGAUGGCACAGUUCUCCUGCGUGGACCGCCAACCUGUGAGGAAAGCCCGACUUUCCAAAGAGAUGAACGCCAGAGCAAACAUGUAACCUUCAGCAGGGAUGGCAGUUUGUUUGGCUGGUGCAAUGGGGAGAAGGUCAGCGUGAUUAAAGUUGCCAGUGGAGAUUUGGUGAAGGCUUUCGAUCUACCAAAAACCACCCUGCUGGCAUUUUCCCCUCUCUGCAAAGUGCUGGUUACAUGGAAACAGUACACCAAAUCACAAGAUAAUCCUCAGGGUGAGGCAAACCUUCAGCUGUGGGAUCUGCAAUCAGGCAACUGUGUCAAAGCCUUUUACCAGAAAAAAGUAGAGGGAUGGUGUCCAAGUUGGGCGGAUGAUGAAAGCAUCGCUGUGAGAUGUGUGAACAACGAGCUUCAUUUCUUUGAGAAUAAUAACUUCGAAACCAUUGCAAACAAACUUCAUCUCCAGAAGGUAUCAGACUUUGCUCUGUCGCCAGGAUCCCAACCAAGCAAGGUUGCCGUCUAUGUUCCCGGAAGCAAGGGCGCCCCCUCUUUUGUCCGGCUUUAUCAGUACCCUAAUUUCAGUGGUCCUAGUUCAGCUCUGGCCAACAAAAGCUUUUUCAAGGCCGAUAAAGUGACUAUGCUGUGGAAUAAAAGAGCCAGUGCGGUCCUAGUUACAGCGAGCACAGAAGUGGAUAAAACUGGCGCAUCGUACUACGGAGAGCAGACCCUACACUAUCUGGCAACAAACGGAGACAGUGCCGUGGUCCAGCUCCCAAAGAACGGCCCUAUUUAUGACGUGACCUGGAGCCCCAACUCUUCAGAAUUCUGCGUGGUUUAUGGCUUCAUGCCUGCCAAAGCCACAGUCUUUAACCUGAAGUGCGAGCCCAUUUUCGACUUCGGCACAGGUCCGCGCAACGCUGCUUUUUACAGCCCUCAGGGCCAUGUCCUGGUCCUGGCAGGCUUCGGAAACCUGAGGGGUCAGAUGGAGGUGUGGGACGUGAAGAAGUACAAGCAAGUGUCCAAACCGCAGGCUGCAGACACCACAUUCUUCUCCUGGUGUCCUGACGGAGAGCACAUUGUUACAGCAACCUGCUCGCCCAGGCUCAGGGUCAGCAACGGCUAUAAGAUCUGGCAUUACACCGGCACGGUUCUGUACAAGCAGGAAACGCCGGCAGGGAAAGAGCUCUGGGAGGUGGUCUGGCAACCGUUUUUACCCGGGACAUUCCCAGAGAAGGCGGUGAAGUACCAGGCAGCUGCAAGUGAUCUCGGGAGCACCGAAGCCAAGCCUGCGCAGGCUUACCGGCCUCCUGCCCUGCGCAACAAACCAGAGAGCAGCAGCAGCAGCCUCAAACUGCAUGAAGAGGAACUACCUCAGAACAUGAAGCCUGGUGCUGGAGACAAGCAGAUGUCCAAGGCAGCUCUGAAAAACCAGCGAAGACGGGAGGCAAAGAAAGCAGCUAAGCAGGAAAAUAAAUCUGAUGAAGUUCAGACUCCACCGUCAGAGCUUCCACCAGCCACCAAACAGAAUCCUGUAACGUCCACACACGGAGACCCUGAAACUGAAAAAAAGAUUAAGAAUUUAAGAAAGAAACUCAAGGCUAUUGAGGAGUUAAAGGAGCAACAAGCAGCUGGCAAACAAAUGCAGAAAAACCAGCUGGAGAAGAUUCAGAAGGAGGCGCAGCUGCUUAAGGAGAUCGAGGACCUUGAAUUAGGGGUGUAGUUAAUUUUCCAAGCCGUUCAAAGCACUAGUGUUCUAUAGCUUAAUGCGUAUAAGGAGAUGAACCAGAGCACAUGCAGGACUCAAUCCCAGAUAAACAUAAAUGUUCAAGAACAAACAGUGUGUUGCAAUUUAUAUACAAGAAGAUCCAUGAAACAUUGCCUGGUCCUCUAAAGGCAUUAUUGCUAUGCAAUGUUCUGUACGGUUUAUAAGGGAGAUUUUGCUAUUUUACAUGUUUGACAUCUUCAAAAAAAAGCAGUCUGAUAUCAUUACUGCAAUGCAAACACAACAGUUUAAAUGAAAAUCAGAAAUUAGAUUUAUAAGGAAUGUCAUGAGCGUUACUAUUAACUUCAUUUUUUUUUUUGUAUUUUCUUCAUGCUGCCAGUUUAUGUUGUGUAAUUUCUAUCAGCGGAUAAAUAAAGAGCAGUCAAAUACA
Molecule: messenger RNA, 2261 nt
Organism: Clarias gariepinus (North African catfish)
Lineage: Eukaryota; Metazoa; Chordata; Actinopteri; Siluriformes; Clariidae
Gene: eif2a
Product: eukaryotic translation initiation factor 2A
Exons: 14
Coding region: 74-1828 (584 amino acids)
Biological process (GO): translational initiation
Cellular component (GO): cytosolic small ribosomal subunit
Molecular function (GO): mRNA binding; protein binding; tRNA binding
Source: RefSeq, a predicted model, not a curated record